Messenger RNA from Lates calcarifer (barramundi perch), 4957 nucleotides. RefSeq names its product matrix remodeling-associated protein 8. The transcript is spliced from 6 exons. NCBI's taxonomy places the organism in Eukaryota, Metazoa, Chordata, Actinopteri, Centropomidae. The record is from RefSeq and is a predicted model, not a curated record. The coding region runs from base 3473 to 4435 and encodes 320 amino acids. Gene Ontology annotation, biological process: T cell costimulation; cell surface receptor signaling pathway; negative regulation of T cell proliferation. Gene Ontology annotation, cellular component: external side of plasma membrane.
UCAAAAAAAUACCAGGGUGAAAUAAAGCAGAGCUGUCCAGAGAUUUUCUUGUGACCCCCAGAGUCCUUCAUCCCAGCACUGCUCACCCUCCUCCUCCUCAGUGGUGGAGGGGUCACAUGUUGCAGCCAUUUUGGAUCUACAGAAACUGCUUCAUUGAAAUGAUGCUGCAUUUUCUCACUCUAUAGUUUCCUGUGUUGGUGUUUUGUAAAUGACACCGCUCCUCCCUCUGCUUUCAGCCCGGACAAGUACAUUUCGGGUGUGGCGUUCAGUGACAGAGAGAAAUACACUGUUAGUUAGUUACAGUUAAGUCCAUCACAGCUUUUUACUGCAUCUCAUGGGCUUCAUCAGUGAGUUUGUCCAGGAAGUUGACGGACGUUAAACAGUAGAAGAUGCGUGCUUUAAAACUGACGUUAUCUGUGUGUCUCGCCACCUGUUUCCUGACGUGUCUGGACUCUGGAGACCUUCAGGAGAUGGAAGUGAAGCCUGGAGCUGAUGUCCUCCUUCAGUGUCAGGGUCCCAGAGAUGCUGACAUCAGACUGUUAAAGUGGAGCAGACCUGAUCUGGAGUCAGAGGGUUAUGUCUACUUCUUCAGAGACAACCACUUAUAUGAAGACAUCCAGCAUCCAUCUUUUCAUGGUCGAGUGAAGCUAAGAGAUCCACACAUGAAGGACGGAGACUUUUCUGUGACUCUGAAGAACGUCAUCGUCAACGACACUGGAAGAUACGAGUGUGAAAUAAUAAACAGCAAAACAGGAGGCAAACCUGAGCUCAUCAGCACCAUCAACCUGAAGGUUGAACCAGGUCACACACUUGGAGAUGGUGAGGACAGAGAAAACAGGAAUGGAGGGAACGACAAUGAAGGGAACGACGGUGGAGGGAAAGACGGUGGAAAUGUCGGCCUGGACGUAAUUCUGUCUGUUGCUGUGCUUUGCGUUUGUAUCGUUGUUUCUGUGGUCAUCUUUAGAAUAUAUAGAGGACGCACUGAGCAGAAUAGAGGGCAGAACCAGCCGCAGGUUUUUACAGUGUCAAAUGCCACCCCAGCAGUAACCCCCCUUUCUACACCCCCCUCCUCGACAAUGUCAACCCCACCCCAAACGCCCCUCUCCCCUCCAACACCCCCUCCUUCAACAUCCUGAUAAAAAUGGUUAUUUUCACAAACUAAAAUUUACAGAUGUCCCCUGAAACACUCGCAAUAGAUCGCAGUAGACAGCGCAGUUUACUGAUAUUCCCUAAACGCCUCACAUGUAGGCUCUUGGUGAAGCUUGGCUGUGCAGCUGUGCACAGAGAAGCUUCCGCUGCAGUGCACACAACUCAAACAGGCUAGUGAAUUAGUGAAAUAAGGUGUUCUAAUGUAAGAUCUACCUGAGCUGGCGACAGGUGAUUUUAUCUACCUGAGCAGGUAAUCACAGGUAGAGCCUGUAGGAAACACCAUGGGGUCUCAUUUGCAGGGUUUCUGGGGCAGUGGCAGUGCACUGUGUCAUACCUUUAUUUGAGGUUUAAAGGGGUUCAUAGCAGUCAAAAUGUGCCAGUAUGAGGGGCCAUCAGGGCCCCUUUAACCUUUGUGGGGACCAAACAUUUGCUUGGUUUUCCUCUCCUGACUGUGGCCCCGGGUGUGUAAUGUCUCAAUUCUCUGCUGUUACACAAAGAUGAAAUAUAUUUAUAUACAUAGAUUUAAUAGAUUUAGUUCCCAUGACAACAUGUGGACCUGUUUAGACCUGGUGCAGGACUCUACCGGACCUUACAGGUGUGGUCAGAGACGUCUUCCACAUAUGAAUGAAGUUCACUAGAUUUAAGUUAUUGUUGAGAGUCUUCCCGUACAUAUACAUAUAAACAUACACAUACAGCCUGAUAGUAAUGAUAGUAAUAGUUUUAUUUGUUGAAACCAAAAGCACAAAACCCUUUGUAAAGUCAGAGUGAGACGUGUCAUAAAUGAAAUGAAGGAAAUUCAGAUUUUUACAGAGUGUUAUUUGUUUUCAUCAGACAGAUUCUUUUUCCCUUAAAGGGUCUUUAACUGAUUUAUUACUGACAACUUACAGUUUUAAUAUAAGCCUCAUUAUAACAGUUGAAGUGUUUACUGAGUGGAGUUUUACUCGUCAUUGAAGACAGUAUUAUAGAUGAUUGAUGUGAGCUGAUACCGAUAAUGUAGGAAACUUACAGUGUGAGGAUCCACAUCUCACAUACAUUCAUCCACUGAACUCUGCAGAUUCAGCUCAGUACACCUGAACGUAUCACUGUGAGAUAAAAUAAGGUUUGAUGAAGGAUUCACAGGUUAAUGCACCAAAAAACUGAAUGAAGGACUUUUACACAAAUGUAUUAAUGGAUUUACAGCUGAGUCGUGCAGAAUGAAGCUCAUAAACCUGUUUGAUGAUUUUUUAACUGUUCAUUCACACAACACUUAAAGUUGAUUGUAUUGUAUAUAAAUUUAUAUCACUUUCUAAAGAUGUUUAACAUGAAGCUCUUGUUGUGUUAUAUUCUUGUUCAGAUAUAUAUUUUAAUGUUCACUGUCAAACUCUUAAUAAAAUGUUACAUGUAUUAAUCAGUUUUUGUUUGACACUAUGAUCACAUGAUCCAGAUAUUAUCAGACAAAUCUGCUGCUGAGUUCAUCACAUGUGAAGCUCACUGGACUGAGUUAACAACAGGUGUGACUGUGAACAGAGAAUCAUUUCAGUCAGCCAGAUCAGAUGUGUGAGCAGCUGACGGCAGGUUAGCAGAAAAACAGGUUCAAUCACUAAUUGUUUUUGAAUGAGUCACAGGAAACAAAGUGAAACAGUUGUGUGACUCAGGUUCUUUCUCUGGAUGUUCCAGUGUAGUUUAGAUGUGAAUGUAAAACAGUGAGUACAGAGAGUGAAAAGCAGGAAGUGAGGUUUGACAUGAACCAACAGAGCGAGAGCAGCAGCCUCCAUCUUUACUGAGCAGUCAAAGCACACAGAGACAGUUCAGGAGGAAAGCUUUCAUCACUUAUUCCCUCACAUCACUUAUUGAUCACCUCUGAUCACUAAUCACUCAAACUCUGGGACUCUUUAAAGCUCAGGUCAGAGGUCAAAGGUCAGACUGUGAAGAUAUAACCGUCCUCUGUUGAUGGCUGAAGCUGCCACCUGCUGGCUGCCUGUUAUCACUGCACUGCAUCGCACAGUACUAUAAAAUACAUCCUUCAUAAUGUACAUUUUCAGGUGAAGUUAACAGAUGUGUAAAUCAUCUGUAUUCUGGCACAAAGAAUUCUUAUCAUUAGUAGUAGUAUUUGGAUUUCACCCUGUAGUUAUCAUGAUAUAUGAUCCGCCUUUAAACCAGCAGCUCAGAGGAAACCCCUCCCUCUGUCACAGACGGGGCUGUUCUCUCAGCUUCAUACAAGCAUAACUUUCAUCUGCACGCUCAAAGUUUUAGACAUUAAAUAUAGGUUUUCGGUAAAUACCACUGCUCCUGGAGAUUUCUAAUCAUCUAACAUCUGGAAUAACGGGACCAGUCGAGACUGAAAAUGGCUGCUGUAACAUCUGCAUUACUCUGGUGGACUUCACUUUCAGCCUGUCUCCUGAUCUCUGCCUCUGAAUUUCAGCUCAUCAGAACUGUUCCUGGACAGACUGUCACUCUGCCAUGUCGAGCUCCCAGAAACACCAACAUCAAAGCUGUGGAGUGGACCAGAACUGAUCUGGAGACAGAUUAUGUUCUUUUGUACUGGGACGAGCGGCCUGAUCCAGAAAAACAGCAUCCAUCUUUUCAGAAUCGGGUGGAGCUGAGGGACAGUCAGAUGAAGGAUGGUGACCUUUCCUUGUUUCUGAAGGAUGUGACGAGAGACGACAGUGGAAUAUACAAGUGUCGAGUCCAGAGGAAAACAAACUACUGGGAGAGAUCUUAUUUGGACACUGCAGCGAUCAGCGUCAUCUACCUGAAGGUGGAAAUAAUUCACAACAUCACAGCUGUUUCUGGAGACAAUGUCACUCUGCCAUGUCGAGCUCUUAGCAACAUCCCUAUCUUAGUUGCAGAGUGGACCAGACCUGAUCUGGAGCCACAACAUGUCCUCUAUCAGCAGCUUAGCUGGUCUAUUGCACAAUACCAGCAUCCAUUUUUUAAGAACCGAGUGAAGCUGGAGGAAAGUAAGAUGGAGAAUGGCGACGCAUCUUUGAUUCUGAAAAAUGUGACGAGUAAUGACACAGGAAGAUACGAGUGUCGAGUCGACCAGAGAGAAACAAACCGCAGGAAGAGAGCUUAUCUGAGGACCGAGCCCAUCAACAUCAUCAACCUGACUGUUCGUCCACCAGGCCACACAGAUGACGACAUGGAGGAUGGAGGGAACAAGGAUGGAGGAAUUAAGGAGGAGGAAAGAGGACAAACAGAACUUGUUGGACUGAUAGUUGGUCUGUCAGUUGUUGGUUUGAUUGUCGUUGUUAUUGUUGUUUAUAUGACCUUUAGAAGACACAGAGGGUUCACAGAGCAGAAUUAAUACCAGCCUCAUCCUGAUAAAUCAUCUGCCCAUCAUCAGGUCUGAAGUGUCUCUGAGAAAGAAUCUGGACCAUGAUUCAGCAGGUUUAUCACUGAUGAUGGUGAAACAGUUUUACUCAUACACUCAGUUUACAGAUGGAAAUAAAAUAAGCUUUGAUGAAGGAUUUACACAUCACUAUAACAACGCAAAAAAACUGAAUGAGGAUCUUUUAUAUAUAAAUGUAUUAAUGGAUUUACAGCUGAGUCCUGCAGAGUGAAGCUCAUCAACCUGAAGCUGCUGUGCUGCCACCUGCUGGCUGCAUGCAACCACUGCAUUAACCAUCCAUCUCCAGUUUUUCUGGAGAACAGAUCCUGGACUGUGUCCCAUCAUUAGAAGCUGAGCUACAGUGGUAAACAGCAGCAACGCACUGAUGGUUACUGAAAUAACCUGCACUCUCUGAUCAGAUCAUUAGUUCAUCUGUCAUCACAGAACACCCAAACUAAUAUUAGCUUCCAUCAAUAUGAUUAAAGAGUCAAACAAACA